Messenger RNA from Fukomys damarensis (Damara mole-rat), 756 nucleotides. RefSeq names its product SCAN domain containing 1 (gene Scand1). The transcript is spliced from 2 exons. The coding region runs from base 132 to 671 and encodes 179 amino acids. The record is from RefSeq and is a predicted model, not a curated record. Lineage: Eukaryota; Metazoa; Chordata; Mammalia; Rodentia; Bathyergidae.
UCGUGCUCCGACCUGAUCAUAGAGAAGCCAGCGGAGACUCCCACUUCCGAUCGUCCAGGGCGCUCCCUUGGUGUAGACGCGGUACUGGGCCCUUAGUUGCCGGACAAAGAGUGACGCCCGGAGCCGGAGUCAUGGCGGCGACGGAGCUGAGUUUGGCGACCAGCGGGAGCCCCGCUGUGGUACCGCCGGAGCAGCAGGACGGAGGCGGCCCGAACUCAGACCCUGAGCCUAACUCUGCAGACUCCUCGAUGCCAGAGGCCGCCCCGCCUGCCCCUGAAUCUUGCAUCUCCAACCCCGAGGUCCCCGAAGCGAAUAUUACGCCCUCCGCGGCAGCUUCUGCAGUGCUAGAGCUGCCUCUCAGGCCCGCACCCCUGGGCUCUGCGCCUCAGGCCUCAGCCUCCUCGCGCUCCGCGGCAGGCCCAAGCAGCUCGCGGCCAGGCCCCGAGACGUUCCGCCAGCGUUUCCGCCAGUUUCGCUACCAGGACGCGGCCGGCCCCCGGGAAGCGUUCCGGCAGCUGCGAGAGCUCUCCCGCCAGUGGCUGCGGCCAGACAUCCGCACCAAGGAGCAGAUGGUGGAGAUGCUGGUACAGGAGCAGCUACUGGCCAUCCUGCCCGAGGAAACGCGGGCACGGCGGCUCCGGCGCCGCGCUGACGUGCGCAUCACCGGCUGAGCGGCGGAGCUGAGCGCUCUUUGGACUGGGGCCAUAAUGGGUUGGGCAUCCAUCACCCCGUGUUAAUGAAAGAGUUUUCACAGCU